This is a messenger RNA of Rhea pennata, 2070 nucleotides long. RefSeq names its product left-right determination factor 1-like. Bases 1 to 1089 code for a protein of 362 amino acids. Gene Ontology annotation, molecular function: transforming growth factor beta receptor binding; cytokine activity; growth factor activity. The record is from RefSeq and is a predicted model, not a curated record. NCBI's taxonomy places the organism in Eukaryota, Metazoa, Chordata, Aves, Rheiformes, Rheidae. Gene Ontology annotation, cellular component: extracellular region. Gene Ontology annotation, biological process: anterior/posterior axis specification. The transcript has 4 exons.
AUGGAUGCGAGGUUCUCCCGGAUGCUCUGUGCACUCUGCCUGGUUGUCACGGUCAGAGCGUCUACCCAGGAAGGGUUCAAGGAGAUUUUACUGAAGCAGCUGGGGCUCUCUGAGGUCCCUAAACUUCAUAAGAGAGACCUGGUGAAUCUGGUUAUCCCAGACCACAUCAAGAACAAAUACAUCUCCCUGCUGAAGCGCCACAGGGUGAAGCGCCGAGCUUCGCCGAGCCUGGCCGGCAUCCUCAGGGGAAUCCCUGGCAAUGCAGACAUCCCAGGAGAAGUCCUCUAUUCUGAUACCACACGCCAGAAUCUCAUCUUUGACAUGGAGGGGAGAAUACCUAAAAACAGCGAAGUGACAAUGGCUGAACUGAAACUUUUCAAAAAGCCUCUGGACAGAACAAACCUGCUGGCCAAACAGUCUCACAGGCCCGUCUCCAAUGCUAGAGUCAGCGUGUACUGGGUGCAACGGCAGCUCGAUGGGACCAACAGGACCUCCCUGAUAGACUCCCGGCUGGUUCCCAUACGAGAGUCGGGCUGGAAGAACUUCGACGUGACGCAGGCUGUGCAUUACUGGCUACGAAACAAGAGGCGGGAGCCAAUGCUUCUGGAGGUCUGGAUCGAAGGAGAAAGAGUGGGCAGCUAUGCUUCGGAAAUGGCCAAAGCUGUGCGUUUUACCUCUCAGGACCCCACAGAUAAAGCCUUAGGCAAACCUGAAUUGGUGCUUUAUACCCUCGACUUGGAAGACUAUGGGGGCCCUGGGGAUUGCAAGGCGGACACUGGGAAGGGGAAGUCCACCUGCUGCCGGCAGAAACACUACAUCAACUUCCGGGAGCUCACGUGGACGCAGUACUGGGUCAUCGAGCCAGCGGGGUACCAAGCCUACCAGUGCUCGGGGGGCUGCCUGCAGCCCGGCAGCUUGCUGCGUCGCUUCGGCUAUGGGGAGAGGGCCUGCGCUGUGGUGGAGAGCUCCCCUCUCCCCAUGAUGUACCUCGUCAAGCGGGACAACUACACUGAAAUCGAAGUGGCUGAAUUUCCGAACAUGAUCGUCGAGAAGUGCAGCUGCGUUACGGACAACAUGGCACUGAUAUAAGUGCUGGUGACCAGCCAGGGCCCAGCAGCUCUUGCAGGAAAAACGAGAUCUCCCUGAGUGCCUUCCUUCGCUGUAGCCCUGCCCAGAGCCUGCCACGGUCCCAGACUCUGCGGUGCAGCGGUGCAAGCUGGCGGCCGGAGCUGCUGGAUGCCCCGAGGGGAGGUUGUGCCUGGCCAAGCCCUUUCAUCCUACGGCAGCGGGCGGUCACAGGGACCUCCGGCUGCACAAUUGCGAGGGUCAGCAGUGGCCAAGGCUGUGACUCUCCAACACUCCCUGCUCGCCUCUAGAGGGGACGUGGUUAAAGGCCUUGUCCAUACAGAUGGGCUCAGAGGAGCAUCAGGCUUCACAGAGAUAUAUAUACAGGGCAGCAAAAUGUACCUCUGGAGCCUAAUGCUUUUCUGGGCCAGUCUUAUGCUAGCCUAAUUCCAUUUAAUUUGAUGGAGUUACUUCUGAUUUACGUCACUCCAGAGCAUUGCAAACAGCUAUGGGCAAAAGAGAAGAAUGAUAGUGAUCAUUACUAGGUGAAGAGCUAAUUCAUGGGUUCAGCUUUUAAUUCUGCACUCCUGAUGCUUUGUAAUUUUGUCCAUGUCUGUCCAGAUCAUGUUUACUGUGAACUGUAGAGCAGAAGCACUUAUAUAUAUAUAUAUAUACUGUAUACACACACACACAUAUAGUAUACAAAUAUGUAGGUAUGUAUGUUUUGUAUAGAUAUAUACAUAUAUAUGUACAUAAAAUAUUGUCUAGAACUCAAAGGAGUAUAUUUUUGGCACCUGUACAGUGGGCUUGAUAGAGUUUUAAGGUAGAAUUCAGAGUCCUAAAGACAAUGGGAAUGCUAGACUUAGGUUUACUCUCGUGAGUAACUAUUUGUAGAAUCAGGCCUUAUUUUUCUGGCUCUGUGUUACAGUUACUUCAAUUUAGGGAUAUUUUUCCAGUCUUAAGUGCUUUCAAACUCAGAGAAACAAUAAAAUGUAAAUAUUAAAA